Erinaceus europaeus (western European hedgehog) is the source of this 1663-nucleotide messenger RNA. RefSeq names its product MAP3K7 C-terminal like (gene MAP3K7CL). NCBI's taxonomy places the organism in Eukaryota, Metazoa, Chordata, Mammalia, Eulipotyphla, Erinaceidae. The transcript has 5 exons. The record is from RefSeq and is a predicted model, not a curated record. Gene Ontology annotation, cellular component: cytosol; nucleus. The coding region runs from base 292 to 720 and encodes 142 amino acids.
AGGCAGGGAGGGGAAGAGUGAGGGGUUGUGGAGGGAAGCGGAAGAAGGAGGCCCCGUGGGACGCCAGGGUCUGGGGGAGAGCAGGUAGCAGUGAGCUGCUCCACAGCUGUCACAGUGUCUCAGAGUGGCAGUGGCUGCUAUGUAGCAGGUGCAGCCUGUACUCUCCCCAAGUCUUCACUCCACAAAGGCGACGACCGGCCAAGGCAGUAGCUGGCCCUGGAUUACACAAGUGCAGACACUCUGCGAAGUGAGCUGGAAGACCCAGGGGAAGGCCGAGGCUCAGGUGCCCACAUGAUCAGCACAGCCAGGGUACCUGCGGAUAAGCCAGUACGCAUCGCCUUCAGCCUCGAGAAUGCCUCAGAUGAAACACCUCCCGACGAUUCCAUUCCUCUGGUCUUUCCGGAAUUAGACCAGCAACUUCAGCCUUUGCCACCUUGCCAUGACUCCACGGAAUCCAUGCAGGUGUUCAAACAGCACUGCCAGAUAGCAGAAGAGUACCAUGAGGUCAAAAAGGAGAUUGCCCUGCUUGAAGAAAGGAAAAAGGAGCUCAUCGCCAAGCUGGAUCAGGCGGAAAAGGAGAAGGUGGAUGCUGCCCAGUUGGCUCGGGAGUUUGAAGCCCUGACAGAGGAGAAUCGGACGUUGAAGUUGGCUCAGUCCCAGUGUGUAGAACAACUUGAAAAACUUAGAAUACAGUAUCAGAAGAGGCAGGGCUCAUCCUAACUUUGGUUAUUUGAUGUGAACAGGAGAAGUUGGUGAAAGCUAGGGGCUCACCAGAAGAUUUUUAUUUUAAAGGGAUAUUAAGCAAAACUAAUUACUUCUCUAAUUUACUCACACAGCAAAUGUCUAUAAUGAGUGUAAUGCUUGCGAGAUCUAGUUGGAGAAAAAAGUUAUUUUAAAGAAGAUAAGUAAAUGAUACCUAUCACCAGUCUAUGUUUUAAGAGGUCAUAAUUCUUUCCCAGAGAGCUAUAGUUCCCCUUUAUUUAGGAAGAUAUGAUCAUCUUGUACAUCAGGGGAGAAAAAGAUAAAAAUGAAAUAUUGACUGACUGCAAAGGCUCAUGAGUUGAACAUGAUUAAGCCAUGAAAUAAACCAGUAAUGUGCUCACUGCAGUUCCAUGUCUCUGUAUUUUUAAAUGUCUUGCCAUUCAUAUUUCACCUGUGCUCAGAUCUGAACUUCUCUGCAGGCUUUUCUGUUCCCCAGAGUUAAACUUAAUCCCUGAAUGACUGAUUGUACUCAGAAUAUGGUCACAUAUCAUACAAGCUUCCUCAUGAAAACAUGAGCAGAAGGCAUGCUUGUGCCAAAAACACCGUUGCCAGUGCUAACUUGCUGUUGUAAGAAAAAAACAGCUAAGGCUGCAUUUUCUUCAUGCCACGUUACCUCCUGGUAAACAUCUCUGCCUUGUGUGUAUUCUGGGGACACGGGGUACGGAGAGAGGGGUGGAAAAUAUUGUUUGGCUGUUACUUUCGUGAGUUCUCAUUAAACUAAAGUCAUUCGCUUUGGAUCUGAGGCACUGUUUUGGAUCAGUCAUGACUGAGGGGAAUAUUGGAGUGAAUCUAGGGUUUCAAUGAUUUCUCCCUGCUUCCACCAAGUACCUUCUCUCCCCGGAUUGAUCUCUUUGUCUUAUGUCCAUUUCUAUUGUUUUUCAUUAAACAUGGAACAAAACGA